Messenger RNA from Gadus chalcogrammus (walleye pollock), 2203 nucleotides. It is a transcript of the gene scn2b, whose product is annotated as sodium channel, voltage-gated, type II, beta. The record is from RefSeq and is a predicted model, not a curated record. Gene Ontology annotation, cellular component: membrane. The transcript has 5 exons. NCBI's taxonomy places the organism in Eukaryota, Metazoa, Chordata, Actinopteri, Gadiformes, Gadidae. Bases 157 to 846 code for a protein of 229 amino acids.
CUACAGCCACUGCAACUACAUCCACAGCCUCUCUAUACUUAAGAGUUUAGCCUUUUUCUUUUACAUAGGCCUACAUAUAUCGAUAUCGAUAGCCAACAUCAAUUGGGUGGUUUAUAUUAUUCUAAACGACUCUAUAUUUUGUACGGAUAUCACAACAUGUUACCCACAUGGACGCUCCCGCAGGAUAAAAACAUUGGCGUUCAGCUGAUGAGUUUGACUUUGCUGCUCGCGCUCACUGGUUGUUCCGGCAUGGAUGUCAUAAUGGCGUCUCCCAAAAACGUCACUGCCUUGAACGGAACGGAGGUCAAAAUCUCCUGCAUAUUCCAGUCAUGUUACAAGAUGGACCCUUCCGUAUUCGUCAUGAACUGGACCUUUCAGGAAACAAAGAAUGAUACUGAAAAAAUGUUAAUGAAGUUCGACAAAAAGAAAGGUAUGGUUCCCCUCCGACUGGAUCACUUCGGGGACCGCGUGAAGUUUGUGGGGAACCUGGAGAAGAACGACAUGUCCAUCACGCUGUCGGAGGUGGAGGUGAAGGACGAGGGUUACUACCACUGCAACAUCAUCAACCACCCUGACCGGAACGCGGGACGCAAUAACAUCACGCUCCUCGUGGUGUUGGAACUUACCACUCCCGAAGACACCACCAAAGCUGUAGCCAUCGGGGCGUCGGUGGGCGGGGCGUUGGCGCUGCUGAUCCUCUCCAUGGUGGUGGUGAAGUGCCUCCGACACCACAAGAAACAGGAGCUGAUAUCAGAGGAGAAGAUGGAGGAGGAGGAGAAGCUGGAGGCCGAGGUCGUAACAGAGGAGGGGACCAAACAAGGAUACUCCUUACCUGAAGAUGCAUAGUAUCCCUGGCUUGGUCGUUGCCUAGUGACAAUCUCCUUCUUCUAUGUGUGUGUGUGUGUGUGUGUGUGUGUGUGUGUGUGUGUGUGGGUGUGGGUGUGGGUGUGGGUGUGGGUGUGGGUGUGAGUGUGAGUGUGAGUGUGAGUGUGAGUGUGAGUGUGAGUGUGAGUGUGAGUGUGAGUGUGUGUGUGUGUGUGUGUGUGUGUGUGUGCGUGCGUGUGGUGGUUUGUGUGUGUGCGUAAUGAUUCAUCUCUUUUCCAUCGUCGUGAGCCCUAAAUCUUCUACUAUAUCAUACAUGUGCCAGGAAGAUUAUACCACUUAAUAUUUGCAUUGACAUACACCACUAAGCAUGUUUGUUGUGUAGCAUCUCAUAUGACAGCACACAUAGCAAAGGCGAUAUAUCGCCAUAUAUAGUAAAAUAAAAUGUCAAAAUAGCAUAACCAUUACAGGCUAAUAUUAUUGAGGAGCAAUACCUUUAGCCUGUAGUCAGUAGGUUUCGCACAUGGGAUGUGGAAAAUCUGCACGACAUUGUAACUUUGUGAUCGAUUAGGGCUCCAUUAAGUUUGCUUCAUUUCGGACAGUGAUUAAUGACAGUUUCAUUGAAAGUGGAUUGUUAUUAUCAGCAGUGUGUGGGCCGAUGGUAACAGGUACCUUAUCAUCAUGGUUAGGAUAAUACAGAAAAUUAGAACUUUGCAGCCAAUUAAGUUUGUUCUUAAGUUGGCUACUGAAAAUUAUGUUGAUGUAUUUGUUUGGUUAUUCCACUGAAAAUCAUGUGUAUGGGGAAAUUAUGCUUUCCUAUUUGAUAACAAUCACCACUAUGGUCUUUACAAAGCUUGAUUCAAAAAUCAUUUCACAUAAACAAACAUGUUUGAUUUAGUAGCAAAUACCUCCGGUGAGUAUUCUUGACCCCUAUAUUCAAUAGACAAAGUUCAGUUUUAGGUUAGUAACUACUUCCUUGGCUGAGAAGCUCUUGCACAGGCUACUAAUUGUGAGGCUACGUGUUUGAUUUAGUCUUUCUAUGAAUGUUAGGCGUUGCGCGUUUAUCUCGCUUUUUUCAUCUAUUUCAUUCUGGGGAAAAUCUGUGAUGCACUUAUACGAUUCUAUUCAUAUUCCUAAAUAAAGAAUGGUACAAUGGAAAAAAAUGGUAGCCUACUUAUUUAGUGAAAUGCAAUAUCCAGGCAUUAUGCUUGUGCAUGUUUUAAUUUCUGGAUUAUGGCUGGACCCUGAAGGCUGUUGUGAUUGCUGAUACAGUAUUCACAGUCACACUAAUAAGAAAAAUAAAAAUUUCAGCAUUCACACUAAGAAAGAUUUCAAUAUCUAGAUUCUGCUGAUACAGCAUUCACACUAUGAAUGACACAAU